UUUUUCUUUCCUCGCUGAGAACUCACCCAGCGAGCUGGCCGCCGGCAACGGCUGCCGGGAGACGCCGCCGACCUCCCAGGCGCGGCCCGAGAGGCGCCGCGGCGGCAUCUGACUACCACAGUGGCCACGCUGGGGCCGAUGUUGGCUAAGGACACCAACGGCGCUCAAGCAAGGAGCGCUCCACGCUCGCGCUACAGUGCGGUCACCGCCACGCCGUCGCGGCGCGCAGCCUGCCGCGGAUCUCGCGGGGGGCCGGGGCUCCUGAAGAAAGAGCGGGCCCUCCAGAGGCCAAGAGAGAGCCCCACGAGUGCCUGGAUUCUGCGGCUGUCCGUCUGCUCGUCCUGCUCCUGACCCACCUGUCUGGCCCCGUGUUCUCGGGUCAGCCCAGCCCCCAGGGCCUUGUCAAAUAAGUUUUGGGGGACUCAAUCAACGAGUCACCCAAGCGUGCCGCGGGCGCGUGGCGCCGCUGCUUGAAACGGCAACGGGCUCCCGACACUAGAGGGAACCUUGACCUUCCAAAGCGGCCAAACAUGGCAGGCAUGUGCCGGGGAAGUGGCAGGCGAGGGCGAGCCAUCCCAAGGGGAAUUGGAAGGAACACGCGUCACGCCUCGCCGCACCAGAGGGAGGGAAGCUCCCGGAGCGGGGAGCGGGAAGGAGGCUGGGGAAAGGCGCAAGGUCGGCCAACAUGGAAAUGUAGAGGUGCAGUGGCCCACAACCGCAAAGGCAGCUGGCCCGAAGCCAACAAAAAAGAUGCCCGUCCUCUAGAAAAGACAUGGGGCAUAAACUGCGGUCGCGAGAUCUUGGGGGCGAAGCAGCCAGGACCACUGUGGUUGCUGCAGAACCUCCACCCCGACCACCACUCCAACCCGCCAACUGUACCUCCAGUACAUGUGCGUGCAAGCGGCGCUGGCGAUGCGCCGCUGGAGCAGAUUGUCGCCCAACGUCUCGGCACAGCCAGCCACAUCGAGGGCAGCGACGGCGUCGACCCGAGCUUGCAGCAACUACAGGGCAG
Prorocentrum cordatum is the source of this 1012-nucleotide messenger RNA. NCBI's taxonomy places the organism in Eukaryota, Dinophyceae, Prorocentrales, Prorocentraceae. The record is from the annotation of a GenBank genome assembly.